AGGUUGUAGACAUCACCUAUUGAUGAUACCGAUGAUAAAACCAGAGAUUUUCUAAUUGAUUUUAUUAUCAUGGUUGCCGGCACGUGCGUUUGUCGUAUUGUGUCACUUGUGUUCCGCCGUCAUUCGAUUUACAUUGAAUAUGCCAGCUGCUACCGAAGAGAGAGAUAAAUUUGAUUCAGAAACUCCACUCGAGACAAAUGGACUAGAAUAUAGUAUAAGAGAUGUCUGGGCUCAUAAUUUAGAGGAGGAAUUUGCAUCAAUACGAAAAAUUUUACCAAGAUAUUGUUAUGUGGCAAUGGAUACUGAAUUUCCCGGUGUUGUGGCACGGCCAAUUGGAGAAUUUAAGACUACUGCCGAUUACUUGUAUCAACUAUUACGAUGUAAUGUCGAUCUCCUAAGAAUUAUUCAGCUUGGGUUAUCGUUUUUCGACGAAGAAGGCAAAACCCCUACUGACCAAUGCACAACGUGGCAGUUCAAUUUUAAAUUUAACCUUUCUGAAGACAUGUAUGCUCAAGACAGUAUAGAACUGUUAACCAAUUCCAGAAUACAAUUCAAAAAACAUGAAGAGUAUGGGAUAGAACCCAUAGUUUUUGCUGAAUGUAUCAUAACAUCUGGCUUAGUAUUAAUGGAUAAUAUUAAAUGGAUGACAUUUCACAGUAGUUUUGACUUUGGCUAUUUAGUCAAAGUUUUAACUGAUGAAAAACUACCUCAAGAAGAAUCCGAAUUUUUUGAUUUGUUUUCCCUUUAUUUUCCUUGUGUUUAUGAUAUAAAAUACUUGAUGAAAAGUUGUAAAAACUUGAAAGGUGGACUACAAGAAGUAGCUGAUCAGUUGGAGUUAAAACGAAUCGGUCCACAACACCAGGCUGGAAGUGAUUCUUUGCUUACUGGUAUGGCUUUUUUUAAAAUAAGAGAUAUGUAUUUUGAAGGGAUGAUUGAUAGUAAAAAAUACUGUGGCCAUUUAUAUGGUUUAGGUAUUACUACUCUUAACAAUGGUCAAAUUCGAUAUGAAGGACCACUUUGAUAAACAAAAUACAAAGUUUAUAUCUCAAAUCUAUUUAUCCCUUUUAAUUUAUUUAUUUUUUAUUAAAUUUUAUUCACCAACUGUGGAUAAAAUUAAAUAAUUGUAGAGUUAAUAAAUUUAGAUGUAUAUGAAGAACAAAAUUAAAAGAAAAAAAUGUUUAUGCUUACUUUUUGUGUACUUUUUUCCUUUUCUG
Daktulosphaira vitifoliae (grape phylloxera) is the source of this 1214-nucleotide messenger RNA. RefSeq names its product CCR4-NOT transcription complex subunit 7-like. The transcript is spliced from 2 exons. NCBI's taxonomy places the organism in Eukaryota, Metazoa, Arthropoda, Insecta, Hemiptera, Phylloxeridae. The record is from RefSeq and is a predicted model, not a curated record. Gene Ontology annotation, molecular function: nucleic acid binding; poly(A)-specific ribonuclease activity. Gene Ontology annotation, cellular component: CCR4-NOT core complex; CCR4-NOT complex; P-body. The coding region runs from base 140 to 1021 and encodes 293 amino acids.